Molecule: messenger RNA, 3882 nt
Organism: Alternaria viburni
Lineage: Eukaryota; Fungi; Ascomycota; Dothideomycetes; Pleosporales; Pleosporaceae
Exons: 10
Coding region: 1-3882 (1293 amino acids)
Biological process (GO): carbohydrate metabolic process; proteasome-mediated ubiquitin-dependent protein catabolic process
Cellular component (GO): GID complex
Molecular function (GO): protein binding; hydrolase activity, hydrolyzing O-glycosyl compounds
Source: RefSeq, a predicted model, not a curated record
AUGGAUCAAUUACUGUCGGUCUUGAGCCUUCUUGUCUUCGCCGCUCCUGCCACUGCCCAGAGCAACGGGACAGCUACUAUCUCUUAUGUCUUGCCUUCAGGCUACAGUACCUCAAGCUUCAACGCCUCCGCACAGCCCACAGCCUAUACCCGCACUGAUUUCGGACCCAAUGCACUCGCCUCGCUCUGGGACAUGGUGGGGCCUAUCGCUACAGGACCCAUCACGACUACCGUUGAACCAACAGCAGAGCCAACCGCAUAUCCGCAGCCAGAUCCUCAAUACUAUCACGCUCUUGUAGGAAGCGGAUAUCCCGAAGUACAGGGCUUGAAGCUCCCCGAGAACUUCCAAUGGGGCUUUAGUUCUUCCGCGUAUCAGAUCGAAGGCGCGGUUAAGGAUGAAGGCAGAGGACCCAGUAUUUGGGAUUUGUUGGCACACCGGGUUCCUAAUUACGUGGCCGACAAUACGACUGGCGAUAUCGUGGAUCAGCAUUACUAUCUUUAUAAGCAGGAUUUCGCCAGACUAGCAAGUCUAGGAGUCAAAGCCUUCAGCCCUAGCUUUUCAUGGCCGCGCUUCUUCCCCUUUGGACAUGGUCCGGUUAAUGAAGAGGCCAUUGCGCACUACGACGACGUGAUCAGAACCAUGCACGAGAAUGGCAUUCAUCCAGCGGUAACGCUCUUCCACUGGGACACUCCUCUCGCCAUAUUCAACGAGUACGGUGCCUGGACUGACCGCCGCGUCGUGGAUGACUUCUUCAACUACGCCAAGUUCGUCAUUACACGGUAUGAUGCCUACGUUGACGAGUGGUUUACGAUCAAUGAGCCCCAAUACUGCAAUUGGCAAUACGCCGGGUAUCCGGCAGGUGAAUACUACCCAGCGCCAAAUGGCGUCACAGGCGGCAAUGAAGCCCGCUUUCUUUGUGGCCACCAUACACUGCUAGCGCACGCAAAGGUGUCCAAAUGGUACCAUGAAGAAUUCAAAGGACGCGGCCGCAUGACCUUCAAGAACAGCGGUAACUACUACGAGGCCAACAGCACAAAACCAGAAGACGAAGUUGCACGCCAGCGGAACUUUGACUUUAGCAUCGGCUGGUUCGGUGGACCAUGGACUGACGGUGACUACCCGCAAUCGCUCAAAGACACACUUGGCGACCUCUUGCCCGAGUUCACACAAGAGGAAAAGGACAUGAUCAAAGGAUCGUGCGACUUCUACGCCAUCGAUCCCUACUCCAGCUUCUUAGCUUUUGAGGUUGAUGGCGGGCUGGAGUCGUGCACGAGCAACCGGUCACAUCCCUCUUUCCCUGACUGUGCUGGUUCAGCAAGUGUGGCUCCUAAUGGCUUCCCUAUCGGUCCUGCCGCCGACCCGGCCAUGUCGUGGUUCUACUCUGCACCUGCCGGCGUGCGCCGCUACCUCAAGCACAUUACUCAGGUCCUCUUCCCAUCGAUCCCGGACAUUGUUGUGAGCGAAUUCGGGUUUGCAGAGCCUUUCGAAGGGCAAUGGGAAAACCUGAAUUCUGCGCUUUGGGAUUUGAAGAGAGCGGACUACUUCCAGCAAUAUCUAGACAACAUUUUGCUGGCGAUUCAUGUGGACGGCGUCAAUGUGACUGGAGCAUGGGGGUGGUCCAUUCUAGACAACUUCGAGUGGGCGCUUGGUACAUCGGUCCGGUUCGGAGUGCAGUACGUGAACUACACGAGUCUUGAGAGGACACCCAAGGCGACGUUCGUCCUGGCAGACGAAAUCGCCCCAAACCCUCCCUCCCCAGCCGCCUCCGACCACCCAUCCACCCCGACGUCCCCCGCUUCUUCUUCCCCAGUCAUCUCUGCCCCCUCCAACCAGCCCGCACCCGCCGCCCGAGCCUCCAACCACGCACCCGCUGCCGCUAUCCUGUCAUCCGACCAGACUACAGCCGGAAAGCGCAGGCACAGCUUCUCUGCGAGCGACGACGCCGAAGACGAGCCCCUCACCAGCGGCACCCGGGGCAGCUUAUCCCGCCACAUCUCGAAGCGCAGGCGCAGACAGGAAGGGAAGAUGCGCCUUGAUAACGACACCUCCAAAUCCUCACAAUCGCCCUCGCGCAACUUCGCAAACGGAUCGUCACAGUCGUCGGGGCACAGGUCGCCCCUGGCCAAGGGCGCGAAUGGAAGCACACACGGGAGGAACGAGAGCAAUGGCUCCUAUACGAAUGGAGGUCCGGUAGCGAACGGGGGAUCAGUGCCUGCAACUUUCUUUGGCCAUGACAGGGAAGAAGUGACGCGGAUACUGGUACAGAGUCUGACCGACUUGGGCUACCACAGUGCUGCGGGCGCACUAUGCAAGGAGAGCGGCUUCCAGCUCGAAGGGCCCACAGUUGCGGCAUUCCGAACUUCGGUACUGAACGGUGAUUGGGAGGAAGCCGAAGAGCUGCUGUUUGGGUCAAAUACACACCACACCGGUGGUGGUGUUGGUCUAGACGCUCCCUACGGAAGGCCCUGGGGAAAGUCGACAUCUCAGCCCAGCUCGCAGCGUUCUACAGGCUUGACUCUAGCCGAGGGCGCAAACCGCGAGGUGAUGCUAUUCUGUCUGAAGCAGCAAAAGUACCUCGAGUUGCUUGAACGGAGAGAUCUGAGCAAGGCACUUGCGGUACUUCGGCAAGAGUUGACGCCGCUUCAUCGCGAUGUGGGAAGGUUACACGCGCUUUCGGCGCUUAUGAUGUGCCAAUCUGCCGAAGACCUCAGAAAUCAAGCUCAAUGGGACGGCGCUCGCGGUGACUCACGGAUGCAUCUGCUUUCUGAUCUUUCCAAAUCAAUUUCGCCGAGCAUUAUGAUCCCGGAACACAGGUUAGCAGUACUGCUAGAUGAAGUAAAAGAUAGCUGGAUCGCAAAUUGCCUAUACCACAACACCGCCGCGUCACCGUCUCUCUAUCUCGACCACAACUGCGAGAGGGAUGACUUCCCAACAAAGGCUGUUCUUGAUUUGAAACACCACACGGGUGAGGUUUGGUACUUGCAGUACUCAAACGACGGCACAAAACUUGCAUCUGCAGGCGAGGACCAGACAAUCAUCAUCUACGAAACCAACACAUACAAGGUGUUACAUCGACUCGCAGAACACAGGAAAUCUGGCGUCGCCCAUCUUGCUUGGAGCCCUGAUGACACAAAGAUAAUAACAUGUUGCUCGCAACCAGAAAAUUCGGCACGGAUAUGGGAUGUCAAGACCGGGGUAUGCAUACAAUGUAUCAACGACUUCACCUACCCAUGUACCACGGCGGCUUGGGAUCCAUCCGGUACACGGAUUAUUCUUGGAUCACAGGACGACAACAUGGGCUGUAGUGUUUGGGACCUCGACGGGAACCUCAAGCACAACUUCGCCGAUGAUGGGAAACUCCGUGUAAACGGUCUCGCAUUGUCAUCCGAUGGCCAGCGAUUAGUUGUCAUUACAGAGAGCGCGAUUGUCGUGUUCGAUUAUGCCACUUAUGAGAGGAUUGCCGAGUUUCAGCUUGAUGGUACAAAGUUGACGAGUGUUACGAUCAGCCAGGAUUCACGGCAUAUGCUCGUUAGCAUAAGCCCGGAUCAGAUCAAGCUCAUGGAAAUCGACACUGGGGAUGUAAUACAACGCUUCGAGGCACAUGCUCAAAAGCAGUUCAUGAUUCGAUCAGCGUUUGGCGGCGCCGAUGAGAACUUUGUAGUCAGCGGCAGCGAGGAUUCACGAAUAUACAUAUGGCGCUCCAAUGGCCUCCUUAUCGAAGCUCUCGACGCACACUCCAACGGCUGCGCCAAUAGCGUAGCCUGGCACCCCAAGGAUCCCACUACAUUCGCUUCUGCUGGCGAUGACAAACGAAUCAGGAUCUGGAAACCAGCUUCCGCGUCACCAAUGCCAUCAAGUAGCAGUAACGGUUAUGCAAGGUAG